ACACGGGUUGUCUAUUGAUGUCUGUCCCGCGCACACUGCGUCGCUUAUCCACCAUGCCAUCAUCAUCUCCCACUUACUGCUCGCCUUUUACGCGGGCAGUAGUGAACUCCAUGAGAAAGCUCUAUCCCGAAGCACUGGCAGAUAAGAGUUGGGACAACACAGGCUUACUCCUCGAAGCCCCCUUCAACCCCUCCCAACACCGCCCACGAAACUCGGUCCUCUUAGCCAUUGACCUCACCAAAGCCGUCGCCGAUGAAGCCAUCAACCGCAGAGACUCGGUGGUCGUGGCCUACCACCCCAUCAUCUUCCGCGGUCUCAAAUCCCUCACCCUAAACGACCCCCAACAAACCUCCCUCCUCCGUCUCGCGCAAGCAGGAAUUAGCGUGUACUCCCCGCAUACAGCCAUCGACUCCGCGCCAGGCGGUAUGGGCGAUUGGCUCUGCGAUAUCGUAACGGGGUGUUUCAUCUCGAAACCGCAGGAAUUGCCCCCGGCGCCGGCAGAGCAGAAACCGAUCCCCCAGCUCUACACGCAACCGACAUACCCCCAGCCAACAGGAAUUACCGAAAACCCGCUGCAACUGGAACAUACCCGCAAGACGAUCCACCCUUCUCAGUCUGUACCUGAGGGAUGUGAAAAUGCGGGUAUGGGGCGUCUCGUUACGUUCUCUGAACCGCAGCCGCUGUCUAUGAUUAUCGACCAUAUUGCCGCUGGAGUGGGUAACCCGGGCGGUAUCCCCAUCGCCAUCCCGCAGGGUUCGCAAGUUGAAGACACCCGCAUCCGCACUGUUGGCGUCUGCCCGGGGUCCGGGUCUAGUGUGCUUAUGAAGGGUGUAAGCGAGAUCCCCGAUUUAAUGUUCACGGGAGAAAUGAGCCACCACGAGGCUCUUGCGGCUAUUGAGCAAGGGAAGGUUGUGGUUUCAUUGAGCCAUUCGAACACGGAACGGGGGUAUUUGCGUGCUGUUAUGAAGGAGAAGUUGCAGAAUGCUUUGCAGGAGGAGUGGGAGAGUGUCAGACAAGAGGGGCUUAAGACUCAGGAGUUGGAAAUGUAUGAGGAUGGGGGGUGUGAGGUUGAUGUUAGCAAGGCGGAUCGGGAUCCGUAUGGGAUUAUGAUUCGGCGGAUAUAACGAUGCCACGCUUAUGAUUGCUAUAAAGAUGAUUUACAAUACCAAUGAAAGAAAAGUCUAGCUCAACAACACCCUUAUCUCCCCCGUAGUCCUCGGGAACAGCGCCCUCAAACUAUACUUCUCCUUACCCUCCUCACCUUCACCUUCAUUCUCACUCCCACUCCAAUCACCACCCUCACUCACAAGCGAGACACCCCUCGCCUCAUCCGCCCCUAUAAUCAUCCCCUCAACAAACUCAAAGUCCCGACAAAACGCCUCCACAGCUUCCUCCGUAACCCUCUUCACAAAUCC
Aspergillus glaucus CBS 516.65 is the source of this 1415-nucleotide messenger RNA. RefSeq names its product Nif3-like dinuclear metal center hexameric protein. The record is from RefSeq and is a predicted model, not a curated record. Bases 54 to 1124 code for a protein of 356 amino acids. NCBI's taxonomy places the organism in Eukaryota, Fungi, Ascomycota, Eurotiomycetes, Eurotiales, Aspergillaceae. Gene Ontology annotation, cellular component: cytoplasm; mitochondrion. The transcript is spliced from 4 exons.